GAACUUAGAGAGAAAAGAAAAAAAAAAAAAAAAAAAACUGAAAACAACAGUCAUAAUAUCAUAUACAAAAUCCACAAACUGAAAAUAAAAAUAAAAAAAGACAAGGGUUUUCAAUUUUCCCUUCUUUUCUCUCUCCCACGUUUUUUUUUUCCUCUCCUCUUUUUGUAUUUUUCUCUAGAUUUUAUUUUUUUCAUUUUUCCCUCGCUUUACCUCGAUAUAUAUAUUUCAAUAAUUCUCCGGGAAGCUGGAAGAAACUAUAAUUUCCAUUUUCCCGUGAGAAAUUCACCUCCAUUUCUCAGCUACAGCUAUUAUCUCGUUUUGUUUUUCAGGAAUUUGUAUUGUGUGUUGCAAUUGAGGGAAGGGGGAAUUCAUCCUAUGUGAAGCCGAGGGGAUAAAUACAUUAAACAUUUUAUCGGAGAGGGAGGGAUUGAGAGCUUGUUGUACAGGAUUAAUCGUCUUUCGGUUUGUGAAAUUUGUGUUUUUUUCACUUUCUUUUGUAUUUGUAUUUGAGGUUUGACGAUUGAUUGGAUGUGCAUUAGAAUAUGGAUUCUCAAAAUUCGGGCCCGACGACCAGCCAGGUCAACUGUUGUGAUUGCGGGUGCAGCAGUUGUUCUGGGAUGAACAGGUCCUAUUCAGGGACUUGGCUCCGAUCUGUGAAGCGAAAAUUCGAUGAAUAUAAUGAGAAUAAGUUUAUGAUCCCAGGCUUUGUCUUACCUCUAAAUGCUCGUAUUGAAAUCGAAAAUGAAUGUACAGCACUUAGGGAAAUGGUAAGUAAGCAACAACACUCAAUUCAGGAUUUAAGUGCUGAGUUGGAGGAAGAAAGAAAUGCAUCAUCCUCGGCGGCCAACGAGGCAAUGUCAAUGAUUUUGAGGUUGCAAGGAGAAAAGGCAGAGGUUCAGAUGGAAUUUAAACAAUUCAAGAGGUACACUGAGGAGAAAACGGCGCAUGAUCAGCAGGAGAUUAUGGCAUUGGAGGAUUUGUUAUACAAGAGGGAGCAAACAAUUCAAUCAUUGACUUGUGAGGUGCAAAUGUAUAAGCAUAGAAUGAUGAGUUAUGGGCUAACAGAAUCUGAGGCUGAUGGUGAUUGUGAGACAGAAAAGGGCCGUUUUAGUCGGAACAAUAGUAUGUCCGAGACUAUCAAUGGGCAAUUCGACGCUCCUCCAUUUGAUUACCCUCCGUUGAAAUGCACUAUUAAUGAGAAUCAAGUAUACACAGAGUUUGAUAAUGAGACUGUUGAUGUUGAGAAAUAUGCAUUUGAAGAGACCCCACGUUCAUGCGACCAAUUGCGCGAUUUGGAGCAUAGGAUCAAUCAGUUGGAGAGGACACCAAGAAGCACUGAUGGGGAUCUUUUCAAGAACAACAUACUUGAAAAAGUGAUAGUUGGUCAUUCCCCAAGGAGGAAUAGACAUCUUAGAAAAUUUUCAACUGAUAGUGUAGGAUCUCCCUUUAUUACAAAUAAAGAAAUUAACUCAGAUUUCAUCUCAGAUUCUCCAAGGUUUGGUGGAAGUAUUAGAAAAACAGAGUAUUCACAAACAGAAGAGCGUUCAAACUUGAGGAAAGUGGAUAAUUCAUCAGAAAUUGGAGAUGACAUGAGUGACCGAGUUUACACAAUUGAUUCUGUACAUCAGGGGGCUGGAUAUAACGGUGUGUCAGAACUCAAGGCUUCAGCCGCAAUGACGGAUGACUAUACCCCGAGGGAUUCAGUGAAUCAUACAGACUUUGGAGAUCCAGAGGUCACAAAGUUGUAUUUUAGGCUUCAGGCACUUGAGGCUGAUCGGGAAUCAAUGAGACAGGCUAUGAUUGCUAUGCGGACUGAUAAAGCACAGGUAAUAUUGCUCAAGGAGAUUGCUCAGCAAUUAUGCAAAGAGAUGUCCCCAGCCGUGAGAAAACCUGCAAAGAAGCCAUCCCUAAUUGGGAGCUUUUCAUUCUUGUCUGUAUUCAAGUGGAUCACAUGCUUUGUUUUGUGGAGAAGAAAAGCCCGCAGAUGCAAGUACACGUUUGGAACAUCCACCAACAAUGCAGGCUUGCUAAUGCUUUUAGACAAGGGACCUCGCGUGGGGCAGUGGAGAUGUCUGAUGAGUACGCAGGUGUAAAACCAGCUCCUGCUCUCCUAGUAUUCCACAUCGAUUACUGAAGACUGUAUCAUAAACGUCAGUGCGAAAUGGAUUGUAGUCAGAUUGAUUGCUUCUUCAUAUUACUUUCUUUCUUCCCCUGUAUUCCUUGCUGCUCCAAAUUGUGGGUUCACUCUGCGCUGUGUUCUUGGAAUUGUAACAUUUGGCUGAACCAGUGUCAUCGAAAAUAUAGAUGUUCCACUGCCAAUUUGGAACUUGUGAAUAAUUGUGACCAUAUAUGUCUUGUUUGGAUUCUGCUCAAGGUUUCCUUUUCCUUUUUUCUGUAUAUUACAAGCUGUGAAUGAAUUUUUUCUCUUGUUACUUUUUCUUUUUGUCAA
Molecule: messenger RNA, 2449 nt
Organism: Lycium ferocissimum
Lineage: Eukaryota; Viridiplantae; Streptophyta; Magnoliopsida; Solanales; Solanaceae
Product: myosin-binding protein 7-like
Exons: 4
Coding region: 543-2093 (516 amino acids)
Source: RefSeq, a predicted model, not a curated record